AACGCCAAUUGAUUUGUGUAUGAAAAGCCGGCGCUUUUCGCCCCCCUCUCCGGUGGUGCGUUUUGAGUGAUCAGCUGAUGAAGAGGCUUGCUGCACGCUGCUAUGCUGGCUUGCUAAUUCUUUCCCCUCCAGCUGAUAUCCAGCCUGCACACCACAGUCAGGCUGUGGAGAACGGGGUUUCUGAGGCCAUGGAGGAGGAAACCAGCCUGAAGAAGCGCAAAGGUGAUCACCAAGGCAACAAAGACUCUGAGACCGGACAGGAAGGGGCCGAGAAAGUGAAAAAGCGCCGGGGGCGACCACCAGCAGAGAAACUCCCCCCAAAUCCUCCAGAUCUUACCAAACAAAUGAACACCAUUGUGGACAUGGUCAUCAACUAUAAGGACACGUUAGGAAGACAGAUCAGCAAGGGUUUUGUGCAGCUGCCCUCCAGAAAAGAGGUGCCUGAAUACUACGAACUCAUCCGCAAACCUGUGGAUUUCAGGAGGAUAAGAGAACGUGUGCGCAACCAUAAGUACAGAAGUGUUGCUGAUCUGGAGAAGGACAUUGCGCUGAUGUGCCAUAAUGCUCAGACAUUCAACCUGGAGGGAUCGCAGAUCUACCAGGACUCUAUUGUACUGCAGUCUGUUUUUGAAAGUGCUCGGCAAAGACUUGCCACUAAUGACAAGAGUGAAGAAGAAAAACCGGCUUUAGCAAGAGCUGAAGCAAAAGCAGAGCCAAUCCAGCAACACAGAGACGUUGACAAAAGUAAUAACGCUGGCGCCAUUUCGAAUCCUAAAGCGGUGAGUAGCUACAGCUAUGAGGACAGUGGAGAGGAACACGAGGACAACGCUGGACAGGAGGAAGACUGACCUGACAAUCCUGCUGUCAUCUUCAUACCUCUAACAGGGUGCAGUAGCUGGCAGUUCACACAUGUGUCUGAGUUAUUUGCAUUCAAUUCAUAAUCAAAUCUAUUCCUCUUUAUCUCUGAUUAAGUAUAUUACUACACAGACUAUCAUUAUAUUUAAUAAUUAAAAUGAAUACAUUCGGCAGAUAAUAAUGAGCAGAGUGUGAGCUGUUGACUAUAUAGCCCUUCUCCCCAUGCGUUGAUACCAAAUUGUUUGGUUACAGACAUUAAUUGCCAUCUUUGCUACUCGGCUAUUUUGCUUGGACAUCGCUGACGUUUGGAUUCAUAUUCUCAUCCAUUCUUUCCUUGUGGAAAAGAUUAUCUCAAAGGACUGCACUGAAAACGGAGGAAAGUGUUGCUUCAUGAGAUGUGCCCAGCCUUAAAACUGCCUUUUGUGUCCACAAGUAUUCGGUCCCCUCCCUCUGUCCCAUCCUAUGAAUCCCUCGUUCUCCUUCCCUCCCUCUGUCCCCCGCUCUCAUCUGCCCUUCACAUUCAUUUCCAGCCCUGCGUCUGGGUGAGACGUGAAGCUGCAUGACCUGAGCUGUUUGUACUGAUCAGCCUCUGCACCAUCCAUCUCUCUUUUUUAACUGUUGUAAAAUCCUUGACUAUAUGUGAGUGGGAAAACGCCCUGUGUUGUCUUGGAGCAUGAAGAUGAUGUAACUCAGCUACUACAAAAUAUGCCCUCAAAGAGGCGCCUUUUGAUGACAUCUUUUACAGUAUGUAGUCUAUUCAGAUCUUGUUUGGGAACUAGGGUGGGUGUGUACAGUCUGACGUUUAUAAAGGUUUGUAUGAAAUGGUUGGAAUAAAGCUG
Molecule: messenger RNA, 1694 nt
Organism: Alosa alosa (allis shad)
Lineage: Eukaryota; Metazoa; Chordata; Actinopteri; Clupeiformes; Clupeidae
Product: probable global transcription activator SNF2L2
Exons: 6
Coding region: 78-848 (256 amino acids)
Biological process (GO): chromatin remodeling
Cellular component (GO): RSC-type complex
Molecular function (GO): protein binding
Source: RefSeq, a predicted model, not a curated record